Sycon ciliatum is the source of this 1455-nucleotide messenger RNA. RefSeq names its product replication termination factor 2-like. Lineage: Eukaryota; Metazoa; Porifera; Calcarea; Leucosolenida; Sycettidae. The transcript has a single exon. Gene Ontology annotation, cellular component: nucleus. Gene Ontology annotation, biological process: site-specific DNA replication termination at RTS1 barrier; mitotic DNA replication termination. The record is from RefSeq and is a predicted model, not a curated record. The coding region runs from base 125 to 1069 and encodes 314 amino acids.
GUUGUUUGGAAGUGCUCUACACAUACAAACCAGACGCUGAUGUUCAUUGUUUUUUAGUGUAGAAACGCACAUUUCAAGUUGGAGUGGUGCGAGGCAGAGCUCCGUGACUUGUCUCGCCGUCAAGAUGGGAUGUGAUGGUGGUUCGAUACCGCUUCGAGCGGACAUGAUUCGUGUGAAGAAGAAGAAAGCUUUGCUAGAACGAGACGUGGAAUUGGAUAUCAAAUGGAAGAAAUGUGCUCUGACCGGUGAACCUCUUCGCGAACCUGUUGUGUCCUGCGAGCUCGGAAACCUGUACAAUAAGGAGGCCGUGUUGGAGAUGCUGAUAAGUAAGUCUAAGCCUGAAGUGGCUUCUCACGUUCGUAGCCUGAAGGACGUUGUUGUGCUUCAGCUCACCAGUAAGGGAUCAUCCAGUGACAAGCCAACUGAUGGAGCCAAGGCAGAGACCUACGUGGACAUGUACGAUGCUCAGUUUGUGUGCCCGAUCGUGGGAAUCGAGAUGAGCGGUCGUCAUAAGUUUAUGUACAUUGCAACAUGCGGCUGUGUGAUGUCGGAGCGAGCUCUGAAAGAGGUUGGUGGAUCCCGCUGUCAAAAGUGCAAUGCAGAGCACACGCCUGAUGCUGUGCGCACCCUGAAUCCAGAUAAGGAGGAACAACAUGCAAUUCGUGCCCAGAUAGAGGAACGUCGGCAGGCUGAGAAAGAAGCCAAGCUAGCAAAGAAAGCAUCAAAGCGCAAAGCCGAGGCUGCGUUGGGAGAAGAUGAUGAUGCUUGCACAGGAAAGUCUACCACUGAGGGAAGUGCUGCGAAGAAGGCCAGAGUGGCCAAGAGCAGUGAUUCGGCCAAGCCGACGCGAGAGGCGAAUGUAGUUCUAACUGGCGCUACUCGCAAUGCGCUUAAUGUAGCUGAGGCAGCCAUGACAGGACUUGUGACUGCCAAGCAGUACAAGACCGUUGCUGAAGACCCGUCCGCAAGCCGAGUCUACAAGUCACUCUUCACCUCGUCGCGGAAAGAACCGUCUGAUCCAACAAAGCCGAAAGGCAACUGGGUUGUGCAGCCUGCCUAUCACUUGUGAGCUGUGUGGUGGACUGCAGCAUUUCCACGUGAAAACUUGUGUAAAUAGCACGAUUGAAAAGUUGUAUAUAUUCUGUAAGUAACUUUAAUACUGUGUGUGUGUGUGUGUGUGUGUGUGUGUGUGUGUGUGCGUGUGCGCGCGCGCUCGUGUGUGUGCGUGUCGUCAUAGCUGGACUUGAUGACUUUAUGAUUGUCAUUCUGUGUAUUGCUGAACUGCAUGUGAUCCAUUCCUGCGAGCAUUGAACUGCAAAGCCAGUGUCUUGUUCCUCUCCAUGUUCGUUGGCGAAUGUUCACCACUGCACUGUCAGAUACUGUACAUAUCAUUAGUAUUGAAGUUUAUUCUGAAUUUUGCAUAUUGACGAUUGCCAAUUUGUGUUGACCAAGCCA